Messenger RNA from Tachysurus vachellii, 1420 nucleotides. RefSeq names its product ubiquitin specific peptidase 18 (gene usp18). The transcript is spliced from 11 exons. Bases 192 to 1223 code for a protein of 343 amino acids. The record is from RefSeq and is a predicted model, not a curated record. Gene Ontology annotation, biological process: protein deubiquitination. NCBI's taxonomy places the organism in Eukaryota, Metazoa, Chordata, Actinopteri, Siluriformes, Bagridae. Gene Ontology annotation, molecular function: cysteine-type deubiquitinase activity; cysteine-type endopeptidase activity. Gene Ontology annotation, cellular component: cytosol; nucleus.
GUGUGUAUGUGUGUGUGUUUUGGGGGGGGUUAACAGGUUUUAGAGAUAUUGUGCACAGGUUGUUGCUGUGCGGUAGAACAGAAACUUAAGACGGAAAGGAAAGUGAAAGUGAAACAGUUUCUUUUCUGGUUAAGAUUCACUGUGUUUCACCAAAGCUUCACUGCAGUUGCAACUGACUUCAUUGAUUUUUGAUGGGAAUUUCUGGGUGUAAAAUGACUCAUUUUCAUGGCAAAAUAACUUCAGGUUUUGUCACUCGUGCAGGUUCACAUCGACAUACAAGCGUGAGAGGGCUUUCAAACUGCGGUCUCUCCUGCUGUAUAAAUGCUUUACUGCAGACGUUUGCAGCCACUACAGAGUUACAGGAGUUGCUUAGCAGAUGGCAGCCAUCUGAGAACGCUUCUAAAAUGAAUGUUCUCCUGGAGCUCAAAAGAGCAUUAGAAGGCAUGAAGGAUAAAAGGCAGGCCAGACCUCACCUGGAUCUUCUGGACUGUCUUCAUGAAUACAACAUUUGCCGAUCCACUGAACAUGAUGCUGAUGAAGUGUUCCACACCAUCCUGAACCUCAUUCAGAAGCAGAUGUCUGACCAGCAAAUUGCUGCAGACAUAAAAAAUCUUUACAAGAUCGACGUUGAAGAAUGCACCGAGUGUUCAGAAUGUGGGAACGUACAACGUGCCCCCAACAUCUUUCUUAGCUUUCCGCUACAUCUCCAUGAGGAUAGAAACACCUUGAUGGACUGUUUCAGGAUGUUUUUUGAGCCGCAGAUGUUGGAAGACAGUGAAGCUUUUUACUGUGGCAGAUGUGAAAAGAAGAUGCCGUCUACCCAGAGAUGCAAGCUUGUUUCGCUGCCUUCUAUCCUAUGCAUUAAUCUAAAGAGGUUCAGAAACAUCAGUGGCUACACCAAAAAGCUGUACGCCAAAGUCAGUUUCCCUGAAACGAUUAACCUGGCUGAUAUUUUACCUGAAGAACAUUCCCAAGUGGCUGAGAGACGUUACAGACUGUAUGCAGUAGUAGUUCACGCUGGGAUGUCCAUGAUGGGCCACUACACAGCGUACAUCUAUUCUACAGACAGCAAGUGGUACUAUGUUGAUGACAGCCACAUGCAACAAGUCAGCUGGGAGGAGGUUCAGCGCACGUAUGGAGGGAGCAGAUGGUCCAGUGAAACCGCUUAUAUGCUGCUGUACAGGACACUGAGUUCAGGAGCAGUCCAGGAACCCAAUCCUUAGGACAAAGAUAAAGCUCCUUUUAAUCACAUGAAAUUAAAUUAUUUUUAAGACUACACUACAGAAAUAUUUUAAAAAGAAUUAGAUUGCAUUAAAAAUAUUUUGUAUGGAAUACAAUUAGAUGAAUAUUUAUUCAUCUAAUUUUUAAAUGAAUUCUGGUUUCUGUAAAAGGAAAAUUAAAUCCUCAUUUCUUCAAUGCA